Messenger RNA from Nymphaea colorata (pocket water lily), 1820 nucleotides. RefSeq names its product tryptophan N-monooxygenase CYP79A68. Gene Ontology annotation, molecular function: heme binding; monooxygenase activity; oxidoreductase activity, acting on paired donors, with incorporation or reduction of molecular oxygen. The coding region runs from base 80 to 1756 and encodes 558 amino acids. The transcript is spliced from 2 exons. The record is from RefSeq and is a predicted model, not a curated record. NCBI's taxonomy places the organism in Eukaryota, Viridiplantae, Streptophyta, Magnoliopsida, Nymphaeales, Nymphaeaceae.
CACUUCCACUUCUCCCCCUGAACAAAGCAAAAGGCUCGGUGACCACAUGCGCUAGCAGCCUCGCCUCCUUGUCGAAGCCAUGAACAUCUCCUCUUCCAUCUUCCUCCCUCUACGCUGGCCGACCACAGCCAACCUGGCCGGCGCCGCCUCCGCCGCCCGCUUAACCGAUGCCUUCCUCCGCCCAACCAUUCCCACCACCCUCUUCCUCAUCCUCGCCUCCUUCCUCUUCUUCCUCAUCGAGUCCCGCCGAAAACAGUCCUCCAAGUUAGGCCACGUCUCCCUCCCUCCCGGCCCUUCUCCCUGGCCUAUUGUGGGCAACCUGCCCGAGUUGUGGAUGAACAGACCGGCGUAUCGGUGGAUACUCGGCAUGAUGAAGGAGAUGGACACCAAGAUUGCAUGCAUUCGCCUCGGCAACGUCCACGUGAUCCCCGUGACGUGCCCCGAGAUCGGACGCGAGUUCCUCAAGAAGAACGACGCCGUCUUCGCUUCAAGGCCGCUCACGAUGGGCACCGAGUACUCCAGCCGGGGGUUUCUGUCCAUCGCCGUCGCCCCCUGGGGCGACCAGUGGAAGAAGAUGCGGAAGGUGGUCGCCUCCGAGGUGAUAAACCCCGCCAGGCUUCGAUGGAUGCAGAGCAAGCGCAUCGAGGAGGCCGAUAACCUCGUCUAUUACCUCUACAACCAGUGCCCUGGUGGUGCAACUCGACCUGCCCCCGCUGUUAUCGACGUCCGGAUGGCCGUCCGUCAGUACAGCGGCAACGUCAUCAGGAAGAUGAUGUUUGGUAAGAGGUACUUUGGCCAAGGGAGGGAAGACGGCGGCCCUGGCAAGGAGGAAGUAGAGCACGUAGAUGCACUGUUCAAUGUGUUGUCGUUGCUCUAUGCGUUCUGCGUUUCCGACUACAUGCCAUGCUUGAGACGGCUCGAUCUGGAUGGGCAUGAGAGAAUGAUGAAGAAGGCAAUCGAGAUUGUUAACAAGUACCAUGAGCCCGUAAUCGACGAGAGGAUCAAGAAAUGGAGAGGUGACAAUAACGGUACCAAGGAAGUGAAUGACCUGUUAGAUGUGUUGGUUUCUGUGAAGGAUGUAGACGGGAAGCCAUUGUUGAACUCAGAGGAGAUCAAGGCCCAAGCUUCGGAUCUGAUCUACGCUGCGGUGGACAACCCGUCAAACGCGAUCGAGUGGGCGAUGGCCGAGAUGCUGAACCGACCCGAGAUCCUGGAGAAGGCCACCGAGGAGUUGGAUCGGGUCGUGGGCAAGGACCGGUGGGUCCAGGAGUCCGACUUCCCCCACCUGAACUACGUCAAGUCCAUCGCCCGCGAGGCCUUCCGUCUCCACCCCAUCGCCCCCUUCAACCUCCCCCACGUCUCCUCCGACGACGCCACCGUCGCCGGCUACUUCAUCCCCAAGGGCUCCCACGUCCUGCUCAGCCGCCUUGGCCUCGGCCGCAACCCCGACGUCUGGCCCAACCCCCUCCGCUUUGACCCCGACAGGCACCUCUCCGCCGAGGUCGACCUCGCCGAGCCGGACCUCAGGUUCAUCUCCUUCAGCACCGGCCGCCGCGGCUGCAUGGGCGUCGCCCUCGGCACCUCCAUGACCGUCAUGCUGCUCGCCAGGAUGCUGCAGGGCUUCGACUGGUCCUUGCCCGCCGGCGUCUCUGCCGUCGAGCUGCGCGAGUCGGCAACCGAUCUCGGCCUCUUCGCGCCGCUUAUGGCGGCAGCUCGGCCCCGCCUCCAGCCCCACCUCUAUAGGCAGAGUGCAUGAGAACCAGGCAGCAUUACUAUCUCUUUCUGGGGACUUUCUUCCUGUAGCUGAAGCUGACUAGUGG